Messenger RNA from Aspergillus heteromorphus CBS 117.55, 1250 nucleotides. RefSeq names its product FAD/NAD(P)-binding domain-containing protein. The coding region runs from base 1 to 1230 and encodes 409 amino acids. The transcript is spliced from 7 exons. The record is from RefSeq and is a predicted model, not a curated record. Gene Ontology annotation, molecular function: monooxygenase activity; FAD binding. Lineage: Eukaryota; Fungi; Ascomycota; Eurotiomycetes; Eurotiales; Aspergillaceae.
AUGACCGUCGUCGCGCCUGAAGUCCGACCGCUGCAGGUCCUGAUCGUGGGGGCGGGCAUCGGGGGUCUCACGGCCGCCAUUGCCCUGGGCAAGCAGGGCCAUCAUGUCGUGAUCCUGGAAAAAUCCACCUUCUCCCGCGAGGCCGGAGCGGCUAUCCAUGUGCCUCCCAACUGCACGGCGCUGCUGAACUGGCUGGACAUUGACCCGAAGGAGUUUGGGGGGACGUUGCUGGAGCAGAUCAAUCGCUACGACCACCUGGGCAACCUCAAGUACCACAAGGAUUUCUCCGAGAUCCGCCAGAAAUGGCAGGCCGAAUGGUACCUCGUCCAUCGCGUCGACCUGCACAACCACCUCAAGCAGCGUGCCCUGCAGACGGCCACCCUGCACAUGGGCUGCAGGAUCGUCGCCAUGGAUAUCACCAGCCCCCGUCCGUCCGUGACCCUCGACACCGGUGACCGCUUCGAGGCUGAUGUCCUCCUCGGUGCCGACGGACUGCAUUCCAUCGUCCGCAGCGAAAUCGGACAGAACCCCCCUCCCCCUUUCCCCGCCGGCAAGUCCUGCUUCCGCUGGCUGCUCCCCACCGAGGAGCUGCGCCAUCUGCCCGCCACGCAGGACAUCGUGCGUGACCCGGGCGUGUUCAUCGAGUGGGCCGGGGCCGAUCGCCGUCUGGUGGCGUAUCCCUGCUCGGACAACAGCAUGUUCAACCUGUGUGCCUUUCUCCCGACGACGGAAGCAGGGGCUGCCGCAGAGGGCUGGCAAGCAUCCGGCAGCAAAGACGCCCUGGUAGCGGGCUUCUCCAGCUUCGGACCCGAAGUGCGCGAGCUGGCGGAUCGCGCCAAGGACGAUCUCAAAGUGUGGGAGUUGUUCGAUAUGAAGUCCCUCCCGUCGUGGGUGCGCGGACGGGCUGCUGUUUUGGGCGAUGCUGCUCACCCUUUCCAACCUUAUAUGGGCCAAGGCGGCGCCAUGGCCAUCGAAGACGCGGUCUCGCUGGCGGUGAUGCUCCCCCUCGGGACCUCUCCAGCAGACAUCCCCUCCCGGCUGGCCCUAUACGAGCAGGCCCGGCGGCCGCGCGUCGAUCUGGUGCUGGAGUAUACCCGGAACAACGGGGUCGACGAGAACGACACCACCGCGAAGCGGAUAACUCCGGCCGAGAUGGUCAAGUUCAUGGGGAUCUGCUUUUCGCAUAAUGAGGUGAAGAGCUCGGGGGGGUUCAUGGAGGUGGCAGUGUAGAUGGACUGGGAUGAAGAGUG